CAACGAAUUCACUUUUUCAUGAAGUUCCCCUUGCUCCUCCAGACGUUAUUUUCAAUCUUACUGCCAAGUAUAAGGCAGAUACUUUUGCUGAAAAAGUAAACUUGGGUGUAGGAGCGUAUCGUGACGAUGCAGGUAAACCUUGGGUGUUACCUGUUGUUAAAAAGGUUGAACAAGCCUUGGUAAAUGAUCCUUCACGAGAUCAUGAAUAUCUCCCUAUAUUGGGUCUUGCAUCUUUCAGAGAAGCAUCAAUAAGAUUAAUACUUGGUGCAGACAGUCCCGCUAUCAAAGAAAAUAGAGUUACAGCUGCUCAGACAAUAUCUGGUACGGGAGCUAACCAUCUUGGUGCUCUAUUUUUGUCAAGAUUUUAUUCUAAAGAAGCACCUGUUUACUUAUCCAAUCCAACAUGGGCAAAUCACAAGGCAAUCUUUAAUAACGCUGCACCUGAAAGAUCAAUUAUUCUAUUACAUGCUUGUGCUCAUAAUCCAACCGGCGUAGACCCUACACAAGAUCAAUGGAAAGCAAUAGCUGAUGUUAUCGAAUCAAAGAAACACUUUCCAUUUUUUGAUUGUGCAUAUCAAGGAUUUGCUAGUGGAGAUCUAGAUCGUGAUGCUUGGGCUGUACGAUACUUUGUUGAACGCGGACAACGUGCUGGUUGUUUAACAUUCGUGUUAAAAAAUUCUGACGCUGCCGGUCGUGUAAGUAGUCAACUCGCCAAAUUGCAACGUUCUGAAAUCUCCAACCCCCCAGCACAUGGCGCUCGUAUAGUUGAUAGGGUAUUAAAUAAUCCCGAUCUUUAUGGUGAAUGGGUUGAAAAUCUCCGAGAAAUGAGUUCUCGUAUUAAAAAUAUGCGUGAUGCUUUACGUGAUUGUCUUAUCAAAUCUAAUACUCCUGGUAAUUGGGAUCAUAUUACUAACCAAAUUGGAAUGUUUUCCUUUACUGGACUUAAAGUUCCACAGGUCACGGUUCUUAAAGAGAAAUUUCAUAUUUAUCUUACAGAUAAUGGACGUAUUUCUAUGGCUGGAUUAUCCACCUCAAAUGUGAAAUACGUUGCAAAUUCUAUAAAUUAUGUUGUAAACAAU
Funneliformis geosporum is the source of this 1079-nucleotide messenger RNA. The record is from the annotation of a GenBank genome assembly. NCBI's taxonomy places the organism in Eukaryota, Fungi, Glomeromycota, Glomeromycetes, Glomerales, Glomeraceae.